CGCCACCACUUGGCGGAAUCUAACGCUAACAGCCUUACGAGCUACCAAUGUCACUUUCCUCUUUGGUGCCUUCAUCUCUGUCCCGGAGUCUGACCCUAGCUGUCACCGUCGCCUUCGUUUUCGCUCUCGCUCGUUGUUCAACCAUGGUGCCAUGAUGGUUAAACCAUCGCUUCCAAGACAAAACCAAGACAAGCUCCACUCCAUUCAGAUCCUUCCAUGAUACCCUCGGGCUCCGACGACUGCUACUCAGCGCCAAUCCCGAACACGUCGUCCAACCACGAAAACAUGUUGUGAUGAAAGUGGGAAAAGGCUCCGACUUUGGCCUGCAGCGAGCCCUGUCCCCAACCUGUGGGAAUCCACACCUUCUUGUCCUUCCCCUCCUCGAGGCUCGUCAGCUCCCGCACGAUCCUAUACGUGCUCUCCUCCAACGACCAAUACAGCGUGUCCCUCGAACCGGUAAUCAGGGCCGGGCACUUGAUCCGAUCGAGGACACUCGGACCCCCUUCAGGCCCGCGCAGAUGAUAGCGAGCCAACUGCCGGUACACUUCGGCUGCCAGUUGAAGAUUCCGUCACCGAGGCUCUCAGGCCAUAGGAAACGAGGAGUACGGGACGCCAUCAUCUCCCCGAGGUCGUAAAACCCAUCCACCGAAACGACAGCGGACACGCGGGGGUCGGUUGCACCCCUGAGAGCAAAAUACCCACCCAUCGACGCGCCAACCAACGCGAUGCGGGACAGAUCCAGGUUGAGGUGCGGCUUGGCAACGGCUAAUUGGAAGAUGUGAUCGAGAACGGCUUUGAUUACAACCUCCCAGUCGGGGCGCAGCAGGAGCCGGUCAGUACCACGUCGUGCCACAACUCCUUGUCCUGGCCCUUCAAAAGUGACGCAAGCAUAGCCCCGUACACGAGCACCGUCAGCCAUGCCGAAGAAGAGCUCUUCCUGAAUUGAAUCAAAACCGCCGGUUGCCACCAGGAUUGGCAUCUUUUCCUCACGGUGACCUGCCCCUGUGCCUCCCGCUGGCAGGAACAGAUACCCCGGCAGCGUCGAGCCAUUGCCGAAGGGAAUCUCCAAUGUUUCAACAGGGCUAUUCAGUAACUUGCUGGCCUGUCGAAAAUUGUCGGAAGCCUUGACCAAGGAUGCGAGGAGUCGGGGAUCGCUGGGUUGCACAUGCAACAUGAACUCGCUGGCUCGCCGGUAGUUGCACGCCCGCAGGAAUGCCCAUCUUGCCCCAUGAUGAUCACCGUUCUUCAUGGCUUCCUCCGCCAUUACUUCGACUCUCUCUGCUGCCUGCGUCCACGCUCCAUACCAGCUUUCCGGGUCAUCUUGCUUGAUUGACUCCGUCGCCUCUCCCCACUCGCUUACGUCGCAGCCGUGGAAGGGUGCCGUUCCGAGAAUCCGAAGUAGCUCAAAGCGAAAGAAUUCGGUGAAUUGGGGUGCCAAACUUUUCAUUAUGCACGGGUUUCCGCUAUUGGUGAUUUUCUCAAAGGUGGUGUGGUUUGGGAGCCUGGGGGCUUCUAAUCCACUCAACAACCAAGCCAACGCCUCUUAAAUGCUCGAGAUCCAACGGCAGAAAUGCCUAGGUUACCAAAGUCCCGAAGGAGCGACGGGACUGCGGCAUGCCAUCGAGCGGUACUCGAUGUAUACAGUAGACCCAUACACCUCAGCCCUAGUUACCAUGGAUGACAGAGAUGCCUGUCAUCACUUUCGUUUCUGCACCACUGAGGCGAACUCGCCGUUGAGGUUCUGACACGAUGUCACGAAAGGCGGCAUCUCCUUCCCGAACAGGAAUUUUGCCUAGGUGGCUAGGCACUCACACUGAGUGACUGAUGAAUUCCAGAUGCAAGCAUCAGUAUACAUCUACGAGGAACAUAAUGUUGCACGCGUUCUUAGGCCGUCCACCAUCAGCCAGAAUCCACGGAGUGAUCAAAGCUUCCGAGGCUAUCGAGCAGGACAGAACGACCUACCUACAUGCACACCUAGUGGCCUAUGCCUGUGUUCAGUAUGGCUUCACAAAUUCCUGAGCCCAUUGCCAUUAUUGGAUCGGGUUGCCGAUUCCCUGGUGGUGCUUCCUCCCCUUCACGACUGUGGGAUCUCUUGUCCAACCCCCGUGACAUCUCAGCCCAGAUUCCAGAAUCAAGGUUCAAUCUCUCUGGAUUUUAUCAUCAGGAUUCGCGGCAUCAUGGCACUACGAAUACACAAAAGGCAUAUUUUCUCGAAGAAGAUUCCCGGCUGUUUGACAAUGGCUUCUUCGGUAUACGCAGGGAAGAAGCUGAGUCCAUGGACCCGCAGCAGCGGAUCCUACUCGAGGUCGUGUACGAAUCUCUCGAAGCUGCUGGAUAUCCAAUAUCACAACUGAAAGGGUCUUCGACUGGUGUUUACGUUGGUCAACUAAACGGCGACUACUACGAUGUUGUUCUCCGCAAUGUCGACAGUGCUCCUCAGUACACAGCCACUGGAACGGCCAGGAGCAUCAUGUCUAAUCGUGUCUCAUACUUCUUUGACUGGAACGGGCCAUCCGUCACCAUCGAUACAGCCUGCUCUUCCAGCCUUGUUGCAUUGCAUCUCGCCGUUCAAGCGUUGCGCGUUGGCGAGUCCAAAAUUGCCGUUGCGGCAGGCGUGAAUUUGCUGCUUGGGCCCGAGCAAUUCAUCUUUGAGUCCAAUCUCGGCAUGCUAUCUCCCAACGGACGUUGCGCAAUGUGGGAUGCGAAUGCCGACGGAUAUGCAAGAGGAGAUGGGGUUGCAGCUGUCCUGUUGAAACCCCUGUCUGCAGCACUCAGAGACGGGGAUCAUAUCGAAUGCAUUAUACGGCAAACCGGUGUCAAUCAAGACGGCCGAACCACCGGUAUUACUAUGCCCAGUGCUACCUCACAGGCCGAUCUUAUCCGAUCCACCUACGCUGCGUGUGGUUUGAAUGUUCUUUCCCCUCAGGAUCGGUGCCAGUACUUUGAAGCCCAUGGUACGGGCACGCCGGCUGGAGACCCCAUUGAAGCUCGUGCAGUCCAGACUGCUUUCUUCCCGGAUGACUCGACAGCCACUGGUAAACUGCUUGUGGGCUCUAUCAAGACUGUUGUUGGUCAUACUGAAGGCACAGCUGGGCUUGCUGGGUUACUGAAAGCAUCUCUGUCCAUGCAACAUGGGAUCAUUCCACCAAACCUCCAUUUCAGUCAUCUUUCUCCUGCAGUUGAACCGUUCUUUCAACACUUGGAAAUACCCACCACACCGCAAAAAUGGCCAGAUCUUCCACCGGGUGUUCCGCGCCGUGCCAGUAUCAAUAGUUUUGGCUUUGGAGGUACCAAUUGUCAUGUCAUUGUUGAGAGCUGGGAAAAGGAGAAUGUAAAUGGCGAGGCAUGCGGUCCUCUGCUUCUCUCCGCGAACUCACCUCAGUCUCUCAUGGAAACAGCAGCAAGGCUCCUGCCAGUCCUGAAAGAUGGCCUUGGACAACACCACGGUGACCUCGGCCACCUGUUAUGGACCCUGCAGAAUAGACGGUCAGAACUGCCUUUCAAGCUGGCCUUCUCCGGCCGAACGCAAGUCACCCUGACGCAACAAGUUGGUGCCUGGCUGCAGUCCACGAAGGGUUCCAAGUCUCUUGACCUUCCGCGGAGCAAAUCUAUUGUCGUCACCGGCCAGCCUCUCCCAAUUUUAGGAGUUUUCACGGGACAGGGAGCACAGUGGGCGACCAUGUCAACCGGUUUGCUCGAAUCGAGCCACUUGUUUCGAGAAACUAUACAGAAGUUGGAGCAUGCUUUAGGCACUGUGCCGGAGAAUCCUCCUUCAUGGUCGCUCGAAGUCGAGUUGAGGGCGGCAUCAGACAAGAGUCGGUUGCAAGAGGCCUCGAUCUCACAACCACUCUGCACAGCAGUACAGAUUGGUCUUGUCAACCUCCUUCAAAGUGCAGGUAUUACUUUUGAACGAGUUGCCGGUCAUUCAUCUGGAGAAAUCGCUGCUGCCUACGCUGCGGGUUAUCUGACCGCUACCGAAGCCAUUCGCAUCGCCUAUUACCGCGGCAUGGCUUGUUCCCGGAUCAACGAGAAGGCAAAGAAAGGUGGCAUGUUGGCUGCCGACAUGACUGUUGACGAUGCCAAGAUGUUUUGUGGUCGCCCGCAAUUCGCUGGCAGACUUUGUGUUGCUGCCUGCAACUCAGCAACCAGUGUCACCCUGUCUGGUGACCUUGAUGCUGUUGAUGAGGCGCUGAACAUGCUGUCGAAUGAACAGGGGAUCUUUGCGAGAGGUCUUCGCGUCGACACUGCGUAUCAUUCUCAUCAUAUGAAGCAGUUUGUUCCUGAUUACCGGAGAUUCUUGGUCAGUUGCGAUAUCAAGCCGACAGCGAAAACGAGCAGCACAAUCUGGUAUUCGAGCGUUUAUCCAGAGUCUCCCGUGGACGUCAGUUCCCUGUCCUCCCAAUAUUGGAUCGACAAUAUGGUGAACCCGGUGCUAUUCUCCCAAGCCCUGGAGAAGGCCACCGAGGGAAUGGCGUCUGACAGGAUUAUGGCUGUAGAAGUUGGACCACAUCCUGCCCUGAAGCGACCGACUCAAGACACAAUCACCAGCAUGGGUGUCCAAUUGACUCAUGUCGGGACACUAAAGAGGGGUUCAGACGAUUUGGAAGCAAUACAGGAGACGCUGGGAUCUAUAUGGACACAAUUCAGCUCAAGUUCUCCCCAAGGAAUUCAAAGCGCCAGGCCUGUGGUUGACUUUGAGGGGUUCACCAAGGCUUGUCUUGGACCAGAGAAGUGGUCUAAACAGAAUUACCAGGUGUGCAAGGAUUUGCCCCAUUAUUCUUGGGACCAUGACAAGCCCCUUUGGAGAGAAUCCAGGGCGUCGAAGAGUUUCCGCACCCGAAAUACGCGUCCUCAUCCUCUCUUGGGGACCCGUCUCGAAGACAGUGACCCGAAAGAGAGACGCUGGCGUAACAUACUGAAGCUUGAUGAGCUUGAGUGGCUCAGUGGCCACAAGUUUCAAGGUCAGGUACUUCUCCCUGCUCAAGGCUAUGUGUCCAUGGCGUUGGAUGCCGGAAUCACGUUGGUUGGUGACAAAAAGUCAAUCGUACUGGUGGAGUUGGAGGACCUCAGCAUCCACCGUGCUAUCACUCUGGAAGAUCACGAUUCUACGGCUACUGAGGUCUUCUCAACUUUGCGAGUCGAUGGAGAUAUUCAUGACACUGGCAAUCAACAAGACCAAAUCUUGGCUGAGUUCUCGUGCAGUAGCGCACUUGCCAAUGCCCAAGCCGAGGUUGGCAUUGACGACUCCCGCCGGAAUUUCGCCUGCCGAGUUGUUCUCACGAUUGAUCGCUCAAGAUCCGAGCAUGGCCCAGAAAAGGCUGUAUUGCCUCGGAGAGAGCUUCAACUGACCGACCUAGAUGCCGUCGACAUAGAUCUCUUUUACAAAUCCUUGCGUUCGACCGGACUUCAAUACUCUGGCGACUUCCUAGCCCAGGAGGUCCAGCGAACAAAAGGGUAUUCCUGUGUCAAACUUGGUCGACCUGUCGAGUGUGAGGAUCAGAUGCUUUUGCACCCUGCAAUUCUGGAUGUCGCUUCUCAUGGUCUCCUGGCUGCUCUUUCGGCCCAGAACGGAAUGUUGCCAAAGACCUACCUCCCGCGGUCCAUUGAUCUCGUCCGUGUUGAUCUAGCUCGUUUGUUGGAGAAAAAGUACAGCAAGGAUUAUCUAUCUGCGGAUUGCUUCAUCCGGAAGGUGUCCUCGAAUGAAAUCUCCUGCGACGUGGAGGUGUUCGGCUCCGAGGAUAAUUAUCCGGAGAUUCAGAUGGAAGGUCUCUGCUGUGCACCAUUCGGCUCGUUCAACGCCCAGGAUGACCGGAAAAUCUUCUCAGAGACCACAUGGAUGCGAGAUAUCAUGGCGGGGAUUGACAGUGAUGCCGUCGAUGAUGACAUGGAGUUAUACAAGACUACAACAGACAUAGUCAACCGCGCGGCGUACUUUUAUCUUCGUCGACUCCGAGAGGGUGUGCCCUUAGAGUCUGUGUCUCAAGCACACCCGCAUCUGAUUGACUACUGGAAUUGGGCAGUCAACCACGUCUUGGCUCGUGUCGAAGCUAGUUACCAUCCACGAGUGUCGAAAGACUGGGCUGAAGAUAACCCGCGGAUGAUGACAGAGUGGUCCGAGAAGUACCCAAGCCUAGUGGAUCUGACCACGAUCAUCCGUCUUGGUGAGGCACUUCCCGACAUACUUGCUGGUCACGUGCACUCCCUACAGCUCCUUCUCCAAGAGAAUCUCUUGACAGAUUAUUACCAGCGUAGUCUGGGCUUGAAGCAAUCCAACAGACGAAUCGCCAAAGCAGCCGCCCAAAUUGUCCACCGCUAUCCCCACCUUCGCUUCCUCGAAAUCGGUGCCGGGACAGGGAGCGCCACCAAUGCCAUCCUAUCGAGCAUCUCAGACAAGUUUUCGUCGUAUACUUUCACCGACAUCUCCUCCGGCUUCUUCGAACAAGCCCAGGAGCGUUUUGUUGAAGGUCAUCCUUCAAGAAACAUGAUUUUCCGCACUCUGGAUAUUGGCCGCGAUCCAGUCAAGGAGCAAGGCUUCGAGGAGGGUGCCUACGACGUCAUCGUUGCUUCCAACGUUUUGCACGCUACACCGAAGCUGACCGAAACGCUCAAGAACUGCCGCACGCUUCUCCGUCCCGGGGGCUACCUGCUCCUGUUGGAGAACACCGCAGCCGGUGACGCGUUACACACCGAGUUCAUUUUUGGCACCCUCUCAGGCUGGUGGCUUGGCGCUGAUGAUGCACGGCCUUUUUCGCCGUUGAUCAGUGAGGCGAGAUGGCAUGAUGUCUUGCUGCAGAGUGGGUUCUCUGGUGUUGAUGUUGUUGCGAGGGAUUUGGAAGAUGAUCCCAAGUAUUACACCUAUUCGGUGAUGGUCAGUCAAGCGGUUGAUGAAAGGGUGUUGUUUUUGAGGGAGCCGCUUUGGUCAGACGUUGGCGGGGCAACGCUCAGGGGUUCCCUGAAAGAGGUCCUCAUCCUUGGCAACGGGGCUGACUUGGCCGUGACAAAAGUUGCGAACCAUCUUCGGAGAGCGCUUUUGACUGCGGGAGCUGCGAAGACUGUUGCUGUAUGCUCAGAGGGGUUGAAAAGUUUCAGCGACGGGUUUCCAAAGGAUACAGCGGUUAUUUGCCUAACGGAGCUGGUGGAACCUGUGUUUGCGAAGAGCGAAAUCAGCAACGAGAUCUUCUUGGGCCUGCAGAAUGUUCUCUGCAAGGCGACGCAUGUCUUGUGGGUGACGAGUGGUGCGUAUGAUGGGCGGCAACCUCAUGCGCAGAUGGUGCUGGGGAUUGCGAGGUCGGUGAUGUUGGAGUUUCCGGAUCGGCCGUUGCAGUUUGUUGAUUCGGGGUGGGAAGCUGGGAGCAACUCGGUGGCGUUUGCACAGUGGGUUGCUUCGGCUUUUAUGCGAAUGGUGUUUCUUGGGGGCGGGGAGGGUCAACAAAAGGAUGUACUGUGGAGUAAGGAGACGGAGUUUCGGGUUGGUCAAGAUGGGAUGGAAAUGCUGCCGAGGAUCAAGCUGAGUCAGGAGAGGAAUGAUCGGCUCAACUCGGAAAGGAGGGCCAUUGGGAUUGAAACGAACCAGUCCUCGCCGAGUGUGCCAUUGUCACUGGUGCCCGCACUCGAUGGCAGCGGAUCAUUUGCGCUGCAUCAACGACCUGAGCUGUUGUCUGGCCAGAUUCCAGAGGAAAAGGUGUUGCUUACUGUGGAGUACUCUACACUCUGCGCCUUUCGAACUCAAGAGUCGCCGGAGCCAGUCUACAUUUGUCUUGGCCGUGUAAAAAGCUGUGGACAAUGGUUUUUUGCAUUGUCACGGUUCAAUAAUUCUGUCAUCGAAGUGGACAACUCGCACAUGGCUGUCCCCAAAAUUCUCGACGAUGAUAUGGCAUGUCACGCAGCAGGCCUGCUAACAGAUGUAGUGAGGCAGCUUCUUAUCAAGGCUAUACUCUCUCACACGACUCCGGGGCACUGCGUCUGGGUUCACGAGGCAACUGAGGAUUUCGUUUCACAAAUCUGGGAAGAGGCAAGAAGGCAACAGGUUGACCUGUUCUGCAGCACUACAAAUCCAGAAUUGGAGGAUGCAUAUGGAUACACCUUCAUCCAUUCCCAGUCCACAAGGCGAAGGCUGCAACGUGUGACGCCGACGAACGGCGUUUCUGUUUAUGUCAACUUUGGAGAUCAAAACAGUGCAAUCUCAAAACAGAUCUGGAGUGCGAUCGACAAGUCUGCCAGGAUAUUUAAGGUACCUGCACGUCAAGAAAAUGGCUGGGUUGUGGAUCUUGCCUUUUCUAUGGGGUCGUUCGGUGAUGCUAUUGCAAAGCUCAAGUUGAGAAGUACAGAGGACGAUGAGUCAACGAGACUCGGAUCGCGGCUGGUACCUGCCGAGCUAUUGGCAGCUGGUUCCCACACCGCCAACCCAACCACUAUUGUCGACUGGACCAAUAUCCAUUCCUCCAGUGAAAUAGCUGUUCAAUCGUUCGUUCGCCCUCUCCAAGGCUCAUACCUGCUCUCUUCCGAUAAAACCUACUUCCUGGCUGGUCUCACAGGAUCGGUUGGCCUUUCACUCUGCAACUGGAUGGCUGAUCAUGGGGCGCGGUACUUCAUCUUAGCCAGCCGCAACCCAUCGGUUGAAUGCACCGAAGUUGAAAAGCUGGCUCACAAGGGCGCCAAAUUGCAGGUAUUACCACUGGAUCUGUCAAACCGCAACAGCGUCCUAAACGCCGUUGCGGGAGUAUCCGACAUGGAGCCUGAAAUGCCACCGGUUGGAGGCGUGGUCAAUGGUGCCAUGAUUCUUCGCGACCGAGCGUUCGAAAACCUGACGCUGGAAGAUCUGAACGCGGUUCUCCGGCCCAAGGUGCAGGGCUCAAUCAACCUCGAAGCUGCCUUUGGCUCCUCAGACAACUUGGACUUCUUCGUUUUCCUGUCAUCGGCAUCCAGUGUGGUUGGUGUUCCCGGGUUGGCCAACUACAACGCAGCAAACCUGUUUAUGACAGGCCUCGCGCAGCAAAGAAGAAAACGCGGUGUUCCGGCCAGUGUCAUUGACAUUGGUGUCUUGUCUGACGUGGGGUAUCUGACAAAGUCAUCCAACGCCUUUGAGGCCGUUGAGCUGGCCAGCAAACACAACACCCAGCCUUUGUCUGAGGCUGACUUGCACGUCAUGUUUGCCGAGGCAAUCUUUGCGGGCGGCAGGAACUUUGAUAAGGAGGCUGAUCUCCUUACUGGCCUUGGGCUUUGGGAUUUGUCGGAUCCAGAUCAGUCGCGCCGGCCAAGCUGGUUCAACCUUCCUCGCAUGUCGCACUUUCUUGUGGAAGGCAGUGUCGCUUCACAAAAGGGGCAAGCAGGGACUGACGCGGAUUCAUCGGUUGAGCAGGUCAGCUUGAUGGAAAGUAUUACGUCUGCCCCUUCUGGCACUGCGUUGGCUGUGCUGGAAUCAGCGAUGGGAAGAAAGUUGCAACACACGCUUCAGAUUCCACUUGAGCAAAAGAUCGAUCCACUCGCACCGCUCUUGUCACUUGGACUGGACUCAUUGGUGGCUAUUCAGCUUCGCACAUGGAUCUCCAAAGAACUUGGUGUCAAUCUGCCUGCACUCAAGAUUCUGGACAGCCCGUCCGUUCGAGAGCUGGGUGCCGAGAUAUUACGGCACAUGAACAUUGGCUCAUCCCCGGUUGAGCCAACAUUUGCUCCUUCAACUGAAGUGAGCAACACUGGAACAGCCACACCAGCUGAGAGUACGAAUCAUGGCGAUGACAGUGUCUCUGAGCAUGAUAUUUUUCGUGUUGGCUCUACAUCUCAUGGUCAAGAUCGCCUGCUCUUCCUUGACAACUUUCUGCAAGACAAGUCCACCCAUAACUGUGUCAUUGCGGGCAAGUUCACUGGUAGUUUGGACCUCGCGAGGCUGGAGAGAACUAUCAAGGCAGUUACUGCAAGACAUGAAGCUCUUCGAAGCUCGUUCUUCUUUGACUCAGCAAGCGGGCGGCAGGCCGUUCAUGGUGCGGGCAGACUUUCUUUGGAAGUCUUGGAAGGGAGCCAACACGACUUUAAUACACAGCUCACAGCCGUCAAGAACCAUCAGUUUGAUGUUGGGCAUGGCGAGGUUAUGCGUACCAUUGUGGUCCGACACACGAUGACGGAAGGUUGGAUCAUUGUCGCCUACCAUCACCUCAUUAUGGACGGCGCAAGCCUUGUUCAGUUCUUGUAUGAGCUCCAACUAGGGUAUUCGGAUCCACAAGCCCUGACACUCCUGCCAUCGCCAGUCCAGGCGAUUGAUCUUUCUGAACGCCAACUUCAACUAUGUGCCGACCCUGACAAGUUUGAGCGCGACUUGAAAUAUUGGCAAGGGAUCUACCAGAUCACACCUUCAGUGCUCCCUCUCUUCCCCUUCGCCAAGUUAAGACACCGCAAGCAGCUUGGCGGCCCUCAAGACCCGCCCUUUGGAUCUCACACGUUCGAGGUGAAACUCGAUUCCAAAUUCGCCAAAGCUAUUAAGGCAAAGUGCACCCAAGCACGAGUUACCAAGUUCCACUUUUGUCUUGCAGCAUUGGCAGCUUUUCUAUCCAGAUGGCUUGACGUGUCAGACUUGGUUAUUGGAGUAAUGGAUUCUAAUCGUCCAGAGGGUGAUGAGUUCCAGCAUACGAUUGGGUACUUUCUCAACUCGCUCGCCCUGCGUUUCUCGCUUUCUCCAAAUGCUUCGUUCGAUGAUUUGCUGUUGUCGACCAAGGAGGCAAUGCUUUCUGCUCUGGAGCACUCUACUCUUCCGUUUGACGCUCUUGUCACGAAGUUGUACAUUCCGAGAAGUGGUGACCGUCACCCGCUGUUCCAGGUAGCGAUCAACUACCGUCUUGGUCAUGGGUCGUCGAGGUCUAACUGGGGAGGGGGCUGUGAGGUUGAGUGGACUGACAUGAUUGUGGCAAGGAAUCCGUUCGACUUGCACCUGGACGUGACAGAUAUUGGGGAUGGGGGGGUUUGGAUUGGGUUUGGAGUACAGAAGUACCUGUACUCGGAGUUUGAUGCUGAGGUGCUGGGGCGGUCGUUUGUGACGUUGUUGGAGGGGUUGGUUUAUCGAAUGGAUGGCGCAGUAAGCCCUGCGUUGCAGGAGCUUCGCCUUGCUGACGAGGAGUGUGCCAGGCGGGGUGUUAUGGCUGGAACUGGACCUGACAUGGCGAUCAACGAGGAUGUUACCGUCAUUCAUCGAGUAUUCCGGAUGGCGGCGAAAUACCCUGAGAAUAUCGCCAUCAAGGAUAAAACGGCAUCUAUCACAUAUCAGCAGUUAAUAGUGAGGGUCGGUGUGAUCAGAACCGCACUGGCGCAGCAGGUUGUUGGGAAAGGAAGGACUGUCGCAGUUUACGCCACCGGUAUGGGGGACAUACUGUGCGCAAUGCUGGCAAUCAUGGCGGCGGGUUGCGUUUAUGUGCCCCUUGAACGACGUAACUCUCUCGAGCGGCUGGCGCUGAUGCUCGAGGAUUGCGAGCCUCAUAUUUUGCUGUGCAAGGGGGAAGAGGACCUGGCUACUCUUCAGGACUUUAUUGGGUCAAGCGUUCCAAUCGUUGAUAUCGACUCAGUCAAAGCCAACAAUCACAACCACGACCAGGAUGAACUCCCUCUCAACAUUGCAAGUGACAGCCCGGCCUGCAUCAUCUUCACCAGCGGCUCCACCGGCCGUCCGAAAGGCGUGAUCAUGUCACACACAAAUAUUCUCAACCAAGUCCUUGCUGUAAAGUCAUUGCAUGACAUCAAAAGGGAGACGGUUCUGCAGCAAAGCUCACUUGGGUUCGACUGCUCCCUGGAGCAGAUCUUUGGUGGACUGGCACAUGGAGGAACGGUGGUCAUGGUACCAGACAGUGUCCGAGGAGACCCAGCUUCUAUUGCAAAGAUCAUGGCCCACGAAGGUGUCACCUACACCGUUGGCGUUCCGUCCGAAUAUGCUGCCCUGAUCCGCUUUGGCGGGGAGGGUUUGAGAAAGUGCACGAGCUGGAAGUUGGCCGUGAGUGGUGGGGAAAAGCUGACGCGGAAUCACCUGGACGCGUUUGCCUUUUUGGGACUGACAGAUCUGAGAUUGGUAAAUGCAUAUGGACCGGCAGAGGGGACCGUUUCGUGCACCAGGACGUUUGUCGACUAUCGCCGCAAGGAUCGGGAUGAAGACCCCGAUGUUGGGACUGCUAUACCGAACUAUACCGUCGUCAUCGUCAAUGACAAGCUUGAGCCAGUUCCAGAGGGAUUCCCAGGCGAGAUAUUCAUUGGAGGAGUUGGUGUUGCAGCAGGCGGAUAUGUCACCAGGCCGGAUGAACCAGUGGCUAGAUUCAUCAUCGACCCUCCGUUUGCCUUGAAAUUUAGCAUGAGGGACACAAGAUUCUACCGCACGGGAGAUCUGGGUCGGUUCUUGCCCGAUGGAUCACUUCAAUGCCUUGGUCGUAUUGAGGGCGAUGCGCAGGUCCAGAUCAGGGGUGUCAGGGUUGAACUGGACGAGGUGGCAGCUGUGAUUGUCAAGACGGCUGGGGCAGAGAAUGUGAGCCAAGCUGCUGUGUCCUUGCGAGAAGGGGACCUGUUGGUUGCCUUUGUUGUUCUCAACAAAAACGACAAGGACUUUGACCUGCAGGACAUGAUCGCUCGACUUCCUUUGCCGCCGUACAUGUGCCCCUCUUUUGCGGUGCCGAUUGAGAAGCUGCCUUUGACGCCGAACGGGAAGCUGGAUCGUCGCGCCUUGGACACGCUGCCACUUCCAGAAAUCGGUGAUGACGGCGAAACCGGUGUGGCAGAGUCUCUAACCGAGACAGAGUCGCGAAUUCGGGAGAUCUGGUUGGAGGUGCUGCCAACGGCUCAUGCGCCAGUCACGGGGAAGGAAGCCGACUUCUUUAGGGUGGGAGGCAAUUCGCUGCUUCUCAUCCAACUGCAGGCAUCGCUGAAGAGGAAGUUUGGUCUGGAGAAUACCACCUCGUUGCCGAGCCUCUUCAGGGCAAGUUCACUAGGGGCCAUGGCAUCGCUUGUCCAGACGGCUACUACCGGUCUGAAGGAUCCAGCGCGAGAUGUGGUGACUGUUGUUGAUUGGGACAAGGAGAUAUCACUUCUUGUGGAAGGCUUCUUGGAGGAGGACCUGCCCUUGGAGACAGCUGCUGCGGAAGAGCGCGUUUCUGAAGGGCACGGUCUGGAAGUCAUCCUCACAGGUGCAACGGGGUUCCUUGGGCAACACCUGCUCGAACACCUCAUCUCUUCCGAUCAGGUCAAGACCGUGCACUGCGUCGCGGUCCGGUCCGGUACCGACAGCUCUUCGGGCCGGAUCCAUCGUCACCCCAAAGUCAAAGAAUAUCCCGGCGACCUCACCUCGCCCUUGCUAGGCCUUUCCAUACACCUGUUCCAGACAUUGGCAUCAAGAGCAGACGUCAUGAUACACAAUGGCGCAGACACUAGCUUCCUCAAGACGUACGACUCACUCAAGCCGGCCAAUGUUCUGUCUACAAGAACGCUCGCACGAUUCGCGGUGCUUGCCGGUCAACUCCAGGCAGGAAAGAAGGUGCCAGUGCACUUCAUCUCCACUGCCUCUGUUGCUGCCUUUGCCCAGAAGCAACACGGCGGAAAAUCUCUUUCCCCUGGCUCACUUGCGCGUUUCCCGCCAUGCGAGUCCGACGCAGCAGUCAAAGAAGGUUACGCGGCAUCAAAGUGGAUUGGAGAGGUCAUGCUUGAACGCUUGGCUGGAAAGGGAGUCACAGUCGUGAUACACAGGCCAGUGUCACUAUACACGGCAGAGGAUGGAAAAGGGGAGGCCGUGAAGGUCGCACCAGAUGUUGUGGGGACCCUAUUGCGGUUCAGCUCCAAGAUGGGUGCUGUACCCCACAUACCCGGGCUGGAGGUGGAAGGGAAUGUGGACAUGGCUGAGGUGGGGAGGGUAGCUGGUGAUGUUGUUGCUGCGGCUUUGGCGGUGGAUCAAGCAGGGAAGAGCAAGGUGUCGUAUGUUCAUCAUGUGGGAGGGGAUGACGAGGAGAAGAUCGAGGGCACGGCCGAGGGGUUGGCGGGGUACUUGGCCCGGCGGACAGGAAGGAAGAUUGAGGUUUGGACGAUGGGCAGGUGGCUUGAGGAGGCGAGGGUUAGGGGGUUGGGGGAUGUGAUUGCGGGCUAUUUUGAAGAGGGUUGGGGAGAGGGGAGGAGGACGCUGGUGUUGCCUUGUUUGGUGACUGAGUAGACUGCGAGGAAGACCGACGGGAUAGCUGUAGUUUUGGAUAGACUGUAGGGAUCGAUGAUACAAAUUGACUUUCUUUCGUUGGAUACCAACAA
Molecule: messenger RNA, 14250 nt
Organism: Podospora bellae-mahoneyi
Lineage: Eukaryota; Fungi; Ascomycota; Sordariomycetes; Sordariales; Podosporaceae
Product: putative Hybrid PKS-NRPS biosynthetic cluster
Exons: 4
Coding region: 1985-14158 (4057 amino acids)
Biological process (GO): secondary metabolite biosynthetic process; fatty acid biosynthetic process
Molecular function (GO): fatty acid synthase activity; 3-oxoacyl-[acyl-carrier-protein] synthase activity; phosphopantetheine binding
Source: RefSeq, a predicted model, not a curated record